Molecule: messenger RNA, 1236 nt
Organism: Torulaspora delbrueckii
Lineage: Eukaryota; Fungi; Ascomycota; Saccharomycetes; Saccharomycetales; Saccharomycetaceae
Gene: YDJ1
Product: type I HSP40 co-chaperone YDJ1
Exons: 1
Coding region: 1-1236 (411 amino acids)
Biological process (GO): protein refolding; response to heat
Cellular component (GO): cytosol; cytoplasm; nucleus
Molecular function (GO): ATP binding; Hsp70 protein binding
Source: RefSeq, a predicted model, not a curated record
AUGGUUAAGGAUUCUAAAUAUUACGAUCUACUUGGGGUCUCUGUGAGUGCCACCGAGAUCGAAAUCAAGAAAGCUUAUAGAAAAUCUGCUUUGAAAUACCAUCCGGAUAAGAACCCUAGCGCGGAAGCAGCUGAAAAAUUCAAAGAAGUGUCAUCGGCGUAUGAGGUGUUGAGUGAUUCGGAAAAACGUCAGGUUUAUGAUCAGUUUGGUGAGGAAGGUUUGAGCGGUGGGGCUGGGGGAGCUGGUGGUUUCGGCGGGUUUGGUGGAUACGGCGAUGAUAUAUUUUCGCAGUUCUUUGGCGGUGCACCAGGCGGUGGCAGGCCUCGUGGUCCUCAGCGUGGUAGAGAUAUCAAACAUGAGAUCGCUGUUACACUGGAAGAGUUGUACAAGGGUAGGACUGCCAAGUUGGCUUUGAACAAGCAAAUCUUGUGUAAAGGCUGUAACGGGCGUGGUGGUAAAGAAGGUGCUGUUAAGAAAUGUUCCAGCUGUAAUGGACAGGGUUAUAAGUUUGUCACUAGACAGAUGGGACCUAUGAUCCAGAGAUUCCAGACCGAGUGUGAAGCCUGUGCAGGUACGGGUGAUAUCAUCGACCCUAAGGAUCGUUGUAAGAGUUGUAAUGGUAAGAAGGUGGCCAAUGAAAGGAAGAUUCUUGAAGUUCACGUUGAUCCGGGUAUGAAGGAUGGUCAAAAGAUUGUUUUCAAGGGCGAGGCAGAUCAAGCUCCGGAUGUUAUACCAGGUGAUGUGAUCUUUGUUGUCUCUGAGAAACCACACAAGAAUUUCCAGAGGGUCGGCGAUGACCUUGUGUACGAGGCAGAGAUCGAUUUGUUGACUGCAGUGGCAGGUGGUGAAUUCUCCUUGGAACAUGUUUCCGGUGACUGGUUGAAGGUUGCUAUUGUUCCUGGUGAAGUUAUCUCUCCAGGUAUGCGUAAAGUCGUCGAGGGUAAAGGUAUGCCAAUUGCUAAAUUUGGCGGUUACGGUAACUUGUUGGUCACUUUCAAGAUCAAUUUCCCACCAAAUCACUUCACAUCCGAUGAAAACUUGAAAAAGUUAGAAGAAAUUUUGCCUCCAAGAGCAAAGACCACUAUUCCAUCAAAGGCUCACGUCGAGGACUGUGUCCUAUCGGAAUUCGACGCGGCUAAAUAUAAUAGACAGAAUGGAAGAGGUGGACAAAGCUAUGAUGAUGAUGAUGAUGAUGAACAUGGUGGCGCUGAAGGUGUCCAAUGUGCAUCUCAAUAA